AUGCAGCUCACCAACCUCAUCGCCUUGCUUAUUGCACCAGCUAUUGUGGCAGCUACCCUCCACCCAGCUUCGUCGAACACCAAGGGUUACAGACCGAGUAGACUAAACUGCGGUGCUGCAAAGGUCUCUAGGGCCAUCCAAGCGGCCGAGUGCUCCCACAACACUCGCACUUCCACCACCCAAACAUUCGCUGUCUUCGAGACUGACCACCAAUACGACUCCUCUCACGGUGCUCCCUACGGCACAUGCACUGCGUAUACCUGCGCUCCCCCUGCCAGUCAUGAGUUGGUGGCGAGCUCGGACUCCUGGAUCUUCUAUUGGGGCAAUGGUGGAAACAGCGCCGGAUUCGGCACGACCUGUAUCAAGUCUCCCAAGACCGGAGAGUGUGGCUGUGAGAACUCGAACGGUGUUUUUGUUGCCGGUAGCAAUAGCUGCGUUUAG
Penicillium digitatum Pd1 is the source of this 441-nucleotide messenger RNA. RefSeq lists its product as uncharacterized. NCBI's taxonomy places the organism in Eukaryota, Fungi, Ascomycota, Eurotiomycetes, Eurotiales, Aspergillaceae. The record is from RefSeq and is a predicted model, not a curated record.